Molecule: messenger RNA, 360 nt
Organism: Anopheles funestus (African malaria mosquito)
Lineage: Eukaryota; Metazoa; Arthropoda; Insecta; Diptera; Culicidae
Gene: Tom7
Product: mitochondrial import receptor subunit TOM7 homolog
Exons: 2
Coding region: 109-267 (52 amino acids)
Biological process (GO): protein import into mitochondrial matrix
Cellular component (GO): mitochondrial outer membrane translocase complex
Source: RefSeq, a predicted model, not a curated record
CCUGCUCGAUAGUGCGAAAUGUCAUUCGAUACCGCAUUGUAUUUACGCAAUUGAUUGUUUUUCGCAUUCUGGUGGUGGUUCGUGAUUUACAAUCCCAUCAAGGCAGUAAUGUUGUCCCCAGGCGUAAAAGAACGCAUCGGCGUUGUUUUUGAAGUGGUAAAGACAUCCUUCCAUUGGGGUUUCAUUCCCACGUUGCUGUACCUAGGAUUUCGGAAAGGAUCAGAGGCCGGUAUGCCGCCACUAACAAUAGCAAACUUAUUAUGGUAAUCAGUUCGCUGCUCGGCAUAAGUGAAACAUUCCGAGUGUGUAUCUAUUAAAUGGGAAUAAAUCACUGUUUGCUCUGAGCUAAACAUAACUAAA